Molecule: messenger RNA, 960 nt
Organism: Suillus discolor
Lineage: Eukaryota; Fungi; Basidiomycota; Agaricomycetes; Boletales; Suillaceae
Exons: 6
Coding region: 234-746 (170 amino acids)
Source: RefSeq, a predicted model, not a curated record
GCGCACUUAUGGCAUGUCACUAGUCGUCCGACAGGGUCAGGCCGGCCCGUGACCCUAGGUUUGUCCGGCUCGGGUCUGUUCACGAACAUAUAUAUCUUCACCGAUAAUUACUUGAUAGUUCCUCCGACCGUCCAACUUUACAGUGAGGCAGUCUCGGACUUUUUCCACUUUUCUAUCCUUCCUUUUUUUCAACUUUAGUCGCUCCUUCAAUACUACUGACGUUGCCACUGUGCAUGCUUGCGCAAGUGAUGUUGACCUCCAUUAUCGAUCCUGUUGCACGCAAUAUUGCUAUACUGACAACGACAUUGACUGCGCUCAUGGUCCUCGAGUAUCUUUGGUUUGUGACCGAAGAAAUCCGGCUAGUCUGGCCGCGAUUUUGGAAGACCACAGAAGCCAAAUUAUACGUGGUGAUCAGAUAUGCUGGUUUAGCUGGUUCAAGUUUCAACAUCUGGUUUGCAUUUAGAAUGCUCUCGGAAGUUCCCAAUGGUCCGUUCGCUUGCAGAGCAUGGUACUGGUACCAGACCACGAUGACCCAGUGUCUGCUGUUUUCUGUGGAGUUAUUACUCAUGCUGCAGGUGCACAAGAUGUAUGGAAAAGGCAAAUCUAUCCGUGCACUCUUGAUCAUAUUCGGUGGCGCACAGUUUACUGCCAUGGCAGCCAAUGCUCGAUUGGUUGUAACUGGCACUCGCUAUUCCCCCACUUGUGUCAUAAUCUCGCCUUAUCACAGUAGGAUCUAUACCGGGUGAGGAUUUUCGCACUCCUUGUAUAUCUGAUCGCCGAGUUGAGGACCAGCGUCUCAAUCAUUGUAACUUUCAUGUUCAUCCUUUCUACAAUGCUAUGGAGAUUCUUCGGAAACUCAUCCGGCUGGUCAGAAGCUUCUCGUGCUUGGCUCAAGCUUGCGGUCCGCGACGGUAGCUGCACGACCAUUGCGAUAUUGGUGAUCUUCAUCUUUAUGUUUCU